Molecule: messenger RNA, 2832 nt
Organism: Menidia menidia (Atlantic silverside)
Lineage: Eukaryota; Metazoa; Chordata; Actinopteri; Atheriniformes; Atherinopsidae
Source: the annotation of a GenBank genome assembly
GUCCUCCUGCACUCAAGGAAGGAUACGUUUAGCUUCACAGUGCCAAGUAACCGCAAAGUCGGGGUUAGAAGGACUUCGUAGUCAAUAAUGGCAGUAUUCCGAAUACUUUUGGGUUUGAGUGCCAAAGUGCUUUUGGCUGUCUUUUUUCUUCUUCUCAUUUUGUUUCUCGGUUUCUGCUUGUACAUCAAGCGAAUUCACAUGAGAUUUGAUCACAUACCUGGGCCACCGAGAGACAGCUUUUUCCUCGGACAUUCACCAACCUUUUUGAGGAUUAUGAAAAAAGGUGGAAUUAUACACGACCAAUUCCUGGAAUGGUCGGAGAUUUACGGACCUGUUUACAAGGUGCAUGUUUUGCAUUUCGUUUUUCUGUGUGUAACCUGUCCAGAGGCCACUAAGGAAAUAUUAAUGUCCCCAAAGUACCCAAAGGACAAAUUCCUCUACAAGAAACUCUUCAAUCUGUUUGGUCAAAGGUUUUUAGGCAAUGGACUUGUAACUGCACAGGACCACCAGCUGUGGUACAAACAGCGACGGAUCAUGGACCCUGCCUUCAGCAGCUUGUACUUAAGAGGUCUGAUGGGGACCUUCAAUGAAAGGGCAGAGAAUCUGAUGGAUAAGCUCUCAGAGGUUUCUGAUAAUAAGACGGAGGCCAACAUGCUGAACCUGGUCAACUGCGUUACUCUUGAUGUUAUUGCUAAGGUUGCUUUUGGGGUGGAUUUGGAUCUCCUUGCUGAUAGCUCACGUUUCCCUAAAGCCAUCGAGAUGUGCCUCAAAGGGAUGGUGUACUAUAUUAGAGACAGUUUGUUCCAGCUCAAUCCAAAGAACUGGCCUUUCAUAAAUGAGGUGACGGAGGCGUGCCGCCUGCUGCGCACAACUGGGGCCGAGUGGAUCCACACCCGAAAGACAGCCAUGCAGAACGGCGAGGAUGUUCCCAAAGACAUCCUCACGCAGAUCAUCAAAACGUCAGCUGCAGAAGGAAAGAUGACUGAGGAAGACGAGGAGUUCAUGUUGGACAAUUUUGUGACAUUCUUCAUUGCAGGCCAGGAAACGACAGCCAAUCAGCUGGCUUUCUGCAUCAUGGAGCUUGCAAGACACCCAGAAAUUCUGGAGAAAGUGAAGAAAGAGGUGGAUGAUGUGAUUGGAAUGAAAAAGGACAUAAGCUACGAUGACCUUGGCAAAAUGAUUUACCUCUCACAGGUGCUAAAAGAGACCCUGAGGAUCUACCCAACGGCUCCAGGCACAUCCCGUGACAUUCUUGAAGAUACGGUUAUUGAUGGUAUCAGGAUACCGGCGGGAGCCAGCUGCAUGUUCAGCUCCUAUGUGUGUGGGAGGAUGGAAAAAUUCUUCAAGGACCCUUUAACCUUUGAUCCAGACAGAUUUCACCCAGAGGCUCCCAGGCCUUAUUACUGCUACUACCCCUUUGCCCUGGGCCCACGCUCAUGUCUGGGAAAGAACUUUGCUCAGAUGGAGGCCAAAGUGGUGAUGGCCAAGCUGCUCCAGAGGUUCGACUUCUCCCUUAUCCCGGGACAGAGCUUUGACAUCCAGGACACCGGCACGCUGAGGCCCAAGAGUGGAGGACAUUCACCGACUUUUAUGAAGAAAAUGAAGAGCGGACUUGUGCACGACCUCUUUCUGGAGUGGAGCGAGACCUACGGCCCCGUUUACAGGCUCAAUUUCUUGCAUCACGUCAGCGUGUGUGUGACCUGUCCAGAGGCGACCAAGGAAAUCUUGAUGUCCCCAAAGUACCCAAAGGAGAAGUUUGUCUACAAGAGACUAUUUAACCUCUUUGGUCAAAGGUUCUUUGGCAACGGUCUUAUAACGGCUCGGGACCAUGACCUUUGGUACAAACAGCGGCGGAUCAUGGAUCCUUCAUUCAGCAGCCUGUACUUGAGAGGUCUGAUGGGGACCUUCAAUGAGAGGGCAGAAAAGCUGAUGGAUAAGCUCUCAGAGGUUUCUGAUAAUAAGACAGAGGCUAACAUGCUGAACCUUCUCAAUUGUGUUACUCUUGAUGUUAUUGCUAAGGUUGCCUUUGGGAUGGAUUUGGACCUCCUGACAAAUAGCUCGCCGUUCCCCAAAGCCAUCGAGACCGUCCUGAUAGGGAUGACAUACUACGUCAGAGACUUUUUGUUUCAGCUCAAGCCAAAGAACUGGACUUUUGUGAAUGAGGUGAAGGAAGCCUGCCGUCUCCUGCGCGCCACUGGAGCCAAGUGGAUCAACAAGAGGAAGACUGCCAUGCGGAACGGCGAAGACGUCCCCAAAGACAUCCUGACGCAGAUCAUCAAAACGGCGGCUGAAGAGGAGAACAUUACACAAGAAGAUGAGGAGUUAAUGCUGGACAAUUUCAUCACGUUCUUCAUUGCCGGGCAGGAAACGACAGCCAAUCAGCUGGGUUUCUGCGUCAUGGAACUUGGAAGACACCCUGAAAUACUGGAGAAGGCGAAGAAAGAGAUAGACGAUGUGAUCGGAAUGAAAAAGGACAUAAGCUAUGACGAUCUUGGCAAAUUGACUUACCUCUCACAGGUUCUGAAGGAGACUCUGAGAAUCUACCCGACAGCUCCAGGGACAUCGCGAGACAUUCCUGAAGACAUUGUCAUCAACGGCGUCCGUAUUCCAGGGGGGGUCAGCUGCUUAUUCAGCUCUUAUUCGUGCGGGAGGAUGGAAAGGUUUUUCAAGGACCCCUUGACAUUUGAUCCAGACAGGUUUCACCCGGACGCUCCAAAGCCUUAUUACUGCUACUACCCCUUUGCCCUGGGCCCACGCUCAUGUCUCGGACAGAACUUUGCUCAGAUUUCAUUUGUGGAGAAAAUAAAUGAAAUAAUGACACCUGUCAUAUAG